This is a messenger RNA of Fusarium subglutinans, 849 nucleotides long. RefSeq lists its product as uncharacterized. Bases 1 to 849 code for a protein of 282 amino acids. NCBI's taxonomy places the organism in Eukaryota, Fungi, Ascomycota, Sordariomycetes, Hypocreales, Nectriaceae. The record is from RefSeq and is a predicted model, not a curated record. The transcript has a single exon.
AUGAGUCUUUUAUCAUUGUAUGCGGCAUUAGAGCCGUAUGUGGACAUCCCCUUCAAUGCAUCCCUCAGCGGCAUACUCUUCCUUGCCUACCGCUGCCUCAUCUCUAAACCCGGUUUUCUCCUCACUAUUGUCUACACUACCAGCGCCAUUAUCAUCCUUUUCGAUAGAAGCUCCACCAAAGGCGAAAUGGCCAAAACAAUGGCUACGAUGCCCCUCGGCCUCGGCUCCGUCCUUCUUUUCAUCGUCGCUAGCAGACCGACCAAAGCGCAAUGGCUACACGCGUUCACCAUUUACGUCAACUUUGCGGUCUAUGGCAAUAUUCUCAUGAUGGUCGCGACCCCUUCUGGAGGGACCUUCCGUGGCAUUUGCUGCAAAGUCGCUUGCAUCUCUCUCUCCGCCUGGAUUAUUCUACAAGGGUAUCAAGUGCAGUGGAAAACUAUCAUGCUACAUGACAACCUCUUUAUUUUCACCGCUUCUUCCAAGAGCUGGAUUUUUGCGCACGCAGUCUACAGGUUCAUUCUACUCACGCUGCCAUGCUUUGGGUCUGGAAGACGUCACCGGCUUAUGGAGGUGCAUUCUCUUGGUCUGACAUACUUAUUGUCGUGGAGUACUGGGCUGCCGUUUGAAUACUGCUUCGGCAUGGCGGAUACGAUCGUGGCGCCUGCAGCCACAGCGUGGUCAUCCGUUUCCAAGACUUUCAAUCUCAUUCCGCGUGAUGCAGGAAAGGGUCAGCCAUCUCCGAGCGGCAUCUCGGACACUGGGGAUAUAUGCUUGGGAAUCGUGGCGCUCGCUGUUACUUCGUAUGCCGGCCUUAACGCGCUGUCUCAGAGUCGCGAACCCUCUCGAUGA